AUGGGUUUUUUAUUGUCUUUUUUGCAGAUUUUGUUCUUAGCUGGCCUGGCAUUUGUAAUAGGCUUGGAGAGAACAGCAAGAUUUUUCUUCCAAAAGCAUAAGGUGAAGGCCACAGGGUUCUUCCUUGGGGGCAUUCUGGUUGUCCUCCUGGGAUGGCCCAUGGUCGGCAUGUGUGUGGAGAUGUACGGGUUCUUCUUGUUAUUCAGUGGGUUCUUCCCUGUAGCUGUCAACUUUUUAAGACGUGUACCAGUUGUAGGAACAAUAUUGAAUCUACCGGGUAUAAGAUCGUUUGCGGACAGAGUGGGAGAAUCUGGCUCUAUGGACAAAGUGUAAUGCCAGUACAACAGAAUCCACCAUGACGCUCAAAGUACAUCCAUAUGUAAAUAGUGACCAGCACUGUCUCCAUUUUCAUUUCCUAAUGGCUCGGCCAUUCAUAUCGUCAAGUUGAUUUCAUAAAUUGUCACCUGCUUACAUGAUGGGCCCUGAACCAUGUCACAGAAAUACAAAUGGUUCCACUUCCAGGUUCAGCAUAUGUUAUAGUUUACUCUUUCUAUCAAUCCUGAGGACCCGGGUUAGAAUUGGUCCCAUGCUUGUCGUAAGAGGCGACUGACGGGAUCGGGUGGUCAGGCUCGCUGACUUGGUUGACACAUGUCAUCGUAUCCCAAUUGCGUAGAUCGAUGCUCAUGGUGCUGAUCACGGAAGUGUCUGGUCCAUAACUCCAACAAACAAACAUUGUUUCUGCUCAGAUUCAGUCGAAGUUUAUACCACUUUCUUUUAAAAAAGAAUUAAUUGCCAGGAAUGUAUUUUCUCUGAUUUAAGCUAUGGUGUGGUAGUUAUAAUAUAUGUAUGUUUUUGGAGUCAAAUUUAGUCAGAACAGCUAUACAAACGAACAACUACAUGCAUAUAAGACAUGUGAGUUGAUAUUUUAAUUUUUGCAGUCAUCUGAUCUACGGUUAAACCAUUAUGUCUGUCCAGAACCAACAUUGGUAAAAUUAGUUAAACAGUUUACAUAGACGUAUGACGAUUGUAACACUAAAGGGGCUUGUAGUACGGAUUCAGAACGGUAUCUCGCCUUCUGAAUAUGAAAGAUUAGCUGCGCCAGACGACAUUUUCCAAAGGGAAAGACGUACCAGGUUCAUCUUGGACAACUCACAGCACCAUUCCAUUCGUGACCAACUCGUGUUACUCCGAGACAAUCCGAGUGGUGACGAAUGGCAUCAUUCAUGUCCACUCAAGUCAUCCCGGACAAGAUCGCAAGAGACGGGUCGAGACGGAGAUGCAUAUGGCAUCCGGGUAUUAUGUGGAGCAUCAACAGCUGAUCACAGAGAUUGACGUAAAAACAUAGCAAGGGUACCCCUGACUGUACAUUAUUCUGAUGUUGUUAAAAGUUCACAUUGCAGAGAAGGAGAAUAAAACAAAAAUAGCCAGUUU
Molecule: messenger RNA, 1431 nt
Organism: Haliotis rubra (blacklip abalone)
Lineage: Eukaryota; Metazoa; Mollusca; Gastropoda; Lepetellida; Haliotidae
Product: vesicle transport protein GOT1B-like
Exons: 5
Coding region: 1-333 (110 amino acids)
Biological process (GO): endoplasmic reticulum to Golgi vesicle-mediated transport; retrograde transport, endosome to Golgi
Cellular component (GO): membrane; endoplasmic reticulum
Source: RefSeq, a predicted model, not a curated record